AGCUGCUCUCCCAGACAUGCUGCGUUUACAAGGAGCUGGUCCUGAGGACUCAGACACUAAGCGACUGACUGCAAAUUUCCCGCCAACCAAUGGGCAGGUUCACGCACAUACGGGGGUGAGGGAUUUUGUGUCUUAUUUCAUCGUGGCAAGAGAUUUAUGGACUUGUACAUGAUGAAUUGUGAACUAUUAGCAACAUGUAGUGCCUUGGGGUACCUGGAAGGAGACACUUAUCAUAAAGAACCAGAUUGUCUGGAGAGCGUGAAGGAUUUAAUCCGUUACCUUCGUCACGAGGAUGAUACCCGUGAUAUUCGACAGCAACUUGGAGCUGCUCAAAUUUUGCAGAAUGAUUUAAUACAUUUGGUCAUCCAACACCACAAUGACAAUCAGCUGUUUGAUGCAGUCAUACGGUUGAUGGUGAACCUAACCCAGCCAGCACUGCUCUGCUUUGGAAAAGUGCCUGCGGAUGCUACAUUUCGGCACCACUUUCUCCAGAUUGAUUCCUAUUUACAGGCUUACAAGGAGGCUUUUGCAAAUGAAAGGCUUUUUGGAGUCUUGAGUGAAAAGUUGUAUGAUCUAUUGCAGAUGGACUGGGAAGAGCGAGAAGAAGAGCAUAAUUUGCUUAUUGAAAGGAUCCUUCUGCUGGUGCGAAAUAUCCUUCAUGUUCCUGCUGACCCAGAGGAAGAAAAGAAUGUAGACGAUGAUGCCAGCGUUCAUGAUCGGGUGCUUUGGGCAGUGCACAUGAGUGGGAUGGAUGACCUUGUAAAAUUUCUGGCCAGUUCUGAUACAGAGCAACAGUGGUGUAUGCAUAUUCUGGAGACUGUUUCUCUUAUGUUCAGAGAUCAGAAUGCAGAACAGCUUGCUGCAACUGGUCAGGCACGUUCAAGAGACCCUGAUGUAAAAGAUUUGGAGAUCCUACGUCAGAGGGAAAUGGCAGAGAAGAAGAGCAGAGUGUUCCAGCGUGGUUCCAGGCAUUCUCGAUUUGGUGGAUCUUAUGUGGUUCAAGGCUUGAAAUCUAUCGGAGACAAAGAUAUCAUUUACCACAAGGGUCUUCAUAAUUUUAAAAAUUAUACCCAUGACCUUGGAAAAGACAGGAAGAGGGUUCCAAAGAGACGACAACAGGCCAGGGACAUUGAGCCACGCCGCCGGUCAGCACUUAAUGUCCGUCUGUUUCUGAAGGAGUUUUGCAUUGAUUUCUUGGAGAACUGCUAUAACCGGCUCAUGUGCAUUGUGAAGGACCACCUGAUUCGGGAGAAGGCUCAGCAGCAUGAUGAAACUUACUACCUAUGGUCAAUGGCUUUUUUCAUGGCCUUUAACCGGAAGUUCCGCUUUAGACCAGAGCUUGUGUCUGAGACUGUUAGUAUCAGGACCUUUCACUACAUAGAACAAAACCUCACUAACUAUUAUGAGAUGAUGCUAACUGACAAGAAAGAAGCUUCAUCUUGGGCACGCAGAAUGCACUUGGCCCUGAAAGCUUAUCAGGAACUUCUGACUAAUGUAAAUGAAAUGGAUCAUUCAAAAGAGGAGGCCGUCCGAGAAAGCAGCAAAGUAAUUAAAAAUAAUAUUUUCUACUUGAUGGAGUACCGGGAACUCUUUCUAGCCCUUUUCAGAAAAUUUGAUGAAACCAAACAGCCACGGUCUUUCUUGAAAGACCUGGUAGAAACCACUCAUUUGUUCCUCAAAAUGCUGGAAACGUUCUGCAAAACAAAAGGGACAAUUGUGGUCCAGAAACGGAGGGUGAAAAAAAAGAAAAAGAAGCGUAAACAGUCUUCAGAAGAACAACACAAGAGUCCAGAGGAGCUGGAGGAAAUUUGGAAAUCGAUAUCUGAUGAACUUAAAGAAUGUGUCGUGGGCUCAAAAGAUCUUCCUGAAGCUGUUGUGCCUUUUGAUGCAGCCUCUGAGAUACCAGUUGAAGAGCAGAGAACUGAAGCUCUAAUUCAAAUCCAGAAUGGACUUCUAUCUGGUAAAGCACCAGAAUCCCUUGUCUUACUACGUUCUGCCAGAGAAGUCUGGCCUGAGGGAGAUGUGUUUGGAACUUUAGAAAUGGAACACGAGGAAGAGAUUGAGCUGCUGAAACAAAUUAUCUUUGCAGAUCUUCCAAGAUCUAAACCUGUUCAGGCAGAGGAUCUACCAGAAGAGGAAGAGGAGGAGGAGGAGGAGAUUGAAGAAGAAGAACUUACCUCUGUCCAAGUAUCCGAAAAGGAGUUUAAUUUUCUGGAUUACAUGAGAAGAUUUGCCAAUUCCAAUGUGGUGAAGACCUAUGUGCUGUUGUUGAAGAACUACCAGCAGAACAGUGCUCACACCAACCACUGUGCUGUGAAAAUGCUGCACCGCAUUGCUUAUGAUCUCAAAAUGGAGGCCCUUCUCUUUCAGCUCUCAGUGUUCUGCCUUUUCAAUUGUAUCUUGAGUGAUGCAGCAGCUAGCGUCUACAAGGAAUUGGUAUCCUUCUCUAAAUAUAUCCUGAACAAAUUCUUUGCCCUGGCAGCAACAAAUAACAAAGCUUAUGUGGAGCUUCUUUUCUGGAAAAAUACCACUGUGGUACGAGAGAUGACAGAAGGUUACAAAAAACUUGGUGAAGAGGAGAGUGAAGCAAAUCGAAAGCGUUUGAAAUGGACUCCAGAGGAGGAAGAGGAACUCAGAGGCCUCUAUUUGCAAUAUAAGGAGGUGGAAAAUGGUGAUGUGGUUGAUAGUAUACUGGCCAAUCUGAAGCCUGGUACACGGACCAGAAAGCAAAUCAUUAACCAUCUUGUGCAGAUGGGGCUGGCUGAAAGUGUAAAAGAUUUUAAACGUGAGGUAAAAGGUACACGAAUUGUAAUCUGGACAGAAGACCAAGAGUUUGAACUUCAGCGUCUCUAUGAAGAUUUUCGAGAAACAGAUGACAUCCUUGGAAACAUUAUGAAAAAUAUCACUGCAAAACGCUCUAAAGCCAGAAUCGUAGAUAAACUAAUCAGCAUGGGUAUGAUUUCUGAGCGCAAAGAAAUCUAUAAAAAAAGGAGAAAAAAAGGAAAAUCAACUGGCAUGUCUGAGGAAGAAUUUCUUCGUGAUCUGGGAAUAGAUGGAAAAGACAUUGAUAUAAAUGAUGAGGAAGAAUCUGAAGAAGAGGAGGAGGUUGACGAAGAAGAGGAAGAGUAUGAAAGUGCCAAGUUUGAGCAGAAGCCAAAGGAGAGCAAAAGAAAAGACAAGGAGAAUGACUCCUUUUCGGACAAGAAGAUUCAUAGUCUUCUAAAAAGUUUGGAGGAGGAGGGUCUAUCCAGUCCUGUAGUGUGGCUUCAGAAUUGUUUAAACAGAGCUGCAGAGGAUAGAGAAGAGGACGGUUUUUCUCAGCCAAUUCCCCUUGUGCCUUUAACGGAAGAGAACGAGGAUUCUAUGGAGAAUAAGACAUUCCAAAAGCUACUAAAAAAACUAGGUGUUCGUCCUCCAGCUAAUGAGCAGGAAUCAUUUUGGCGCAUCCCAGCCAAACUGAGCCCUGGACAGCUUCGCAAGAUGGCAGCUUCACUUGAUUACUUACCUCCUGAUAAUGCUGCAGAAACACCGCUGGAGUCUGAAGAUCAAGAUAAAGGCCUAGAACAGCGUGCAGGAGCUUUGCGGGCUCUGUUACUUGCUCGGAAAAAGAAAACUGGAACAAUGUCACUUGAAGAAAAUGAGGAACAAGAAAACGAGCCUACAACUGUCCAUUUUGAAACAGAUGACCAAGAUGAGAGACCAAAGAGAGUGAUGAAACGAAGCCAUGUGGUAGACAGUGACGAUGACGAACUAGUAAUUAAUGAAGAACUGAAAGAAACCGACCAGCAGCUAUCAGAUACCUCUUCUAAAAACAAACAUAAAAGUAAUAGACCAAAGAGAGUGUUGAAACGAACCCAUGUGGUGGACAGUGAGGAUGAGGAACUAGUAAUUAAUGAAGAACGAACGGACCGGCAGCUAUUGGAUACCUCUUCUGAAAACAAACCUAAAAAUAAUAUGCCAAAAGUAAAAAGAAGCAAACUGGUUGACAGUGAUGAUGAAGAUGAUCUAGCAACAAAAAGUCAAGGAGAAGCUGCAAUGAAGCGUGGUCACACAGGAGCAGGGUCUGAUUCAGAGAUGGAGGAAGACAUUAAACCAACAAAAAAGAAACGUCUCAGUAUAGAGGAUGAAGAAGAGGACUAAUGCUGGAUGCCUUUAAGUCUUUUUAGGUUUCCUGCCUUAAUAACCUCUUAAACACCGUCACGGCUGCUAACUUACAGGAUAGCUGUCGUCAAAUUUUCACUUAUUGUUUUUUUAAAAAGUUUAUUACAUUUAAUUAAACUUUAUUUAUUUUUUCUUAAAAUGUAUUUAUAUUGGUGGGAUUUUUUUGUGUGUUAAAGAAUUUUUAUU
Molecule: messenger RNA, 4347 nt
Organism: Pelobates fuscus (common spadefoot toad)
Lineage: Eukaryota; Metazoa; Chordata; Amphibia; Anura; Pelobatidae
Gene: TIMELESS
Product: timeless circadian regulator
Exons: 34
Coding region: 157-4140 (1327 amino acids)
Biological process (GO): DNA repair; DNA replication checkpoint signaling; replication fork arrest
Cellular component (GO): replication fork protection complex
Molecular function (GO): DNA binding
Source: RefSeq, a predicted model, not a curated record